This is a messenger RNA of Saitoella complicata NRRL Y-17804, 1587 nucleotides long. RefSeq names its product RNI-like protein. Lineage: Eukaryota; Fungi; Ascomycota; Saitoellomycetes; Saitoellales; Saitoellaceae. The record is from RefSeq and is a predicted model, not a curated record. Gene Ontology annotation, cellular component: SCF ubiquitin ligase complex. The annotation marks the transcript as partial. Gene Ontology annotation, biological process: SCF-dependent proteasomal ubiquitin-dependent protein catabolic process. The transcript has 2 exons.
UCAGGCGUCCGCGGUCCACACUCCGCUCUUACAGACUUCCUCCGUGAACGGGGCAUCCGGGUACAGAACCUCGGGAGGCGGAACACAAACUCGGCUUCCGAGUCGCCUGCACCGGGGACUCUGUUGGUCGCGGUCGCGGUCGGCAACCCGGCUCCGGCUCCUGGACCAUCAAUAGGUGGAAAACGCAAACGCGCACCCGCCAAAAAGAAGAACAAGAAACGCGACGACGACUCCGAUUUCUCCGACGCCGACAACGAUGCCGGAGGCCCCAGCGCCCCCAAAGACAAGGCAACCGGCCCCUCAAAGCGUAGUGCAUUCUCCCACAAAAAGCGCCUGGGGCCUGGUAUGAUCGAUUUCUGCGCUCAAUGCAAUUGUCGAUUCACAAUCACCGCCUACACCGUCUCCACAACCGACGAAACCGGGCUCCUCUGCCACACCUGUGGUUCCGCGGCCUCUACCGGGGAUGGCAAAGCGGCAGAUAAAGCAGCCGCACCGAAAAAGGUGGUGAAGAGGAAACGUGCCGCCAAGGGGAAGUUUUUCGAUGAGGAGAAGAAGAUAGGGACGUUGCAGGACCGCUGUAUCCAGUUGAUUGCGAAACACAUCCAUGAUAUCGAUAUGUUGGGUGACAUCGGUUCCCUAAACCUCGACAAGAUCUGUCAGAUUAUCUCACGAAACCGAUCACUCACGCCCUCUACCAUCAAUUUAUUCCUCGAUGCCGGCGUCGAGAGCGUCAAGUUGUACGACUGCUCCAAACUGGGCGUGGAGGAGUUCCGUGCCGUCGGGGCCAAGUGUCCGUUUGCAAAUGAACUCUACCUCAAGUGGUGUGGACGGAUAACGGAUGACGUGGUCCAAUACUACGCCGACCACCUUACCCAACUCACAAAAACCACAUUCACCGGCCCCUUCCUCGUCACCGUCUCCGCAUGGCGUCAAUUCCUCUCCACAACCUCCACCCGCCUCGAAUCCUUCCAACUCAGCGAUACCUCACGCUGGGACGCAGAGACAAUGAACACCCUCGUCGACGCCUGCCCAAACCUCAUCUCUCUCCGCCUCAGCCGGAUCACCCCCCUCGACGACGAAAUCGUGCGGUUAGCGACUGGAUUGCCGAAUCUGACUUCCCUCGAUUUGAGUUGGCCUGGAAAGGCGGUGAGUGAUGCAGCGAUCAUCGACGUACUCAACACCAUCGGCUCAGGCCUGCUGGAGCUGAAUCUGGACGGUCAUGGGAUGUUGACGGAUGCGGUAUUGGCCACAAUCCGAGAAUGCUGUGGACGGCUCCAGAAAUUGUCGAUGAGUGAAUGCGAGACAUUCACGGCUGAGGGUAUCACCGCACUGUUCACCCAGUGGGACCUCAAUACGGGAUUGACGCAUCUUAAUCUUUCGCGUGUGUUGGGUAUGAAUGAUGAAGCGCUCGAGGCGGUUAUCGGACAUUCUGUGGCGACGCUGGUGAGUUUGGACAUCAACUCUUGCGAUGAACUCACGAGCGCUCCACUCCACACACUCGCGUCCGCUACGGCGUCCUCUGAUAUUCUUGAGUAUAUUGACGUCUCCUUCGUUCGAUGCGUGGAUGAUAUCGUCGUUGAAGCCCUC